GCCAAUAGUCUCAAAUAUAUUUCUGACAGAGUUCACUGAGUUGAGAUGUGAUUUUUGUGCAUCAGAAGCAUUGGCUGGCCUGGUUGGUUUACAAAAUCUGAACCAAAUCUCUCUGUGACGUAAAGAAGCAUCAAUGGACCCAAACACAACUGCAGACUUCUUCCAAGGGUCUUCCAAGUUUCAUACAUAUUACUCGCAGACUAAGAAGGGUGGUGGCGUAAUCGAUCUAGGCCUCAGCCUUAGCACCAUACAACAUGAAACUUACCUCCCACCGGCACGAAGUCUCGACGGGUAUGGAGAGCUCAUAGACUGGUCGCAGCAGCCCAGCUAUAGCAGCAUUACACAGUUGAAGAGUGAGGACACUGGUCACAAAAGACUUGCCCAUGGAUAUUACAAUAAUGAAGAAGAGAGCAGAGGAAAAUAUGCUUAUGUAAAGGUAAAUCUGGAUGGCCUAGUGGUAGGGCGAAAGGUUUGCCUUCUCGAUCAAGGAGCUUACUCAACUCUUGCUCUUCAGCUCAAUGAUAUGUUUGGGAUGCAGACCGUGUCUGGAUUGAGGUUGUUUCAGACUGAGUCUGAGUUCUCUUUGGUCUACAGAGACAGAGAAGGUAUUUGGAGGAAUGUUGGGGAUGUUCCAUGGAAGGAGUUUGUGGAAAGGGUGGAUCGGAUGCGAAUCGCAAGAAGAAACGAUGCUCUUUUUCCCUUUUAAGCUUUUAAGUCCAAGCUUCUCCUCUUCUGGGGCUUUCACUGUUUACCUAAGAUCCAAACUAUCUCACUUGUGGUUCUAAUAUUCAAUAUCUGAUGUAACGGGAGCUUUAAGCUAUAAAUAAGAUUAUGAAGA
Molecule: messenger RNA, 838 nt
Organism: Arabidopsis arenosa
Lineage: Eukaryota; Viridiplantae; Streptophyta; Magnoliopsida; Brassicales; Brassicaceae
Source: the annotation of a GenBank genome assembly